Gigantopelta aegis is the source of this 5496-nucleotide messenger RNA. RefSeq names its product fibroblast growth factor receptor-like 1. Gene Ontology annotation, cellular component: plasma membrane. Gene Ontology annotation, molecular function: fibroblast growth factor receptor activity; fibroblast growth factor binding. NCBI's taxonomy places the organism in Eukaryota, Metazoa, Mollusca, Gastropoda, Neomphalida, Peltospiridae. The transcript is spliced from 8 exons. The record is from RefSeq and is a predicted model, not a curated record. Bases 187 to 1596 code for a protein of 469 amino acids.
ACGAUCAAACUGGGGUUUACGCGCGAUGCUUCGACGUUCGAGGAAGGACUUCUGAAAUGCGUGUUGGUCUGUGUCAAAGUGUAAAUCUGUGCUGGACAAGAUCUCGUAGUGUGUUUCCUCUGUGUCAGAAAUGUGUUACUUUGUUCUAACCUCGGAAGCAGUACUACAUUUGCAGAUAAAAUCAUCAUGGACCCUUGGUGGAUUUUACUGUUUGUAUCACUAACAAGCGUUUCCACGGCCAGUGGGCCGCCCAAAAUCUCCGGAAAAAUUCACUCUCGUCACAUAGCAUAUGUCGGAAAAAACACCAAGCUCCUGUGUCCUGUUCUGGCAGACCCCCUUCCCAUGAUGCAGUGGAGGAAAGAUGGCCGGACAAUCCACAGUGGCUGGACUCGCUUCAAGGUGUCGCAGGAUGGUCAGUUGCGUAUCAAGGAAGUGGAGAUGGAUGAUGCAGGGACGUACCUCUGUAAAGCUACCAAUGGAUUUGGCCAUGUCAAUGUCAACUAUACAUUGAUAGUUGUUGAUGACAAGAAUGGCAUAGUGAAGGAAGAUAACAAUCUGUAUCCGAAAACCCCUGAGGAAGAUCUCCGUAAGGAGGGAGCUCCACCUGAAUUCACCGACUAUGAGAAGAUGAAGAAGAGUGACAUAAUGCGACCGGUGGGCAGCUCUGUGCGACUGAAGUGUCGCGCUCUGGGCAACCCACGGCCGCACAUCAUCUGGUUUAAGGACGACAUGUUGCUGGAGGAUGUGGUGGAUGCCCUGCGUCCUCACUGGAUCCUCAAACUACACAACCUGCAGGACGCGGACUCGGGAGACUACACGUGCCGCGUCAGUAACCGACUGGGAUCGAUCAACCACACGUACUCGCUGGAAGUUGUUGAACGAAUCCAGAGUAAGCCAGUGUUGAUACCACCAUAUCCUAAAAACACGAGUAUUGAGUACGGACAGACGGCAUCAUUCCAGUGUCACGUGAAGAGCGUCGUCCAGCCUCACAUUCAGUGGCUGAAGCGUGUCGAGGACCCCGACUCCGUAUACAGUGUGAACACGACAAUCGAGGUGAAGGGUCAGAAGUUUGUGGUGCUGAAGACGGGGGAGGUGUGGACCCGCCCCGACGGCUCCUACCUGAAUAAACUGGUCAUCCAGCGGGUCACGGAGCGACACUCGGGCAUGUACAUCUGUCUGGGCGCCAACAGCCGCGGAUACAACUUCCGCAGUGCUUACCUCUCUAUCAAGCAACCAAGUCACAUGGGAGCUCCGUAUUCCAACAAAGGAAGUUCCUCCGACAGUGCCCAGUCCAACCUACCUCUCUUCAUCGGCGUGCCUGCCGUCAUCGUCCUCAUCGUCGUCAUCAUCGCCAUUGUUAUACUGCAGCGGAGACGGCGCUGCAAUGCCACGGCACGUGGACUCAAGGUGCAGCGGAUAGCUGUGCCCACGCAUGACAAAGACUUCUACCCAAACUAUCACAAUUCGAACAUUCUGCAAACGAGCAGGGAAAAAAUUCCAAAGAUGUCCACGCAGAGUUUAGACUUUUACUCGGACAACAUAUCAUCCGUGUCGCGCAGUCAGCAGCACAGUCACCAACACAUGUACAGCUACUGAGAGGUCACAGGGACAGCAUAUCAGCAUCGCAGAGUCGGCGGUACUGUCGGAACAAAGUGACCUCUGUGAGUGUGUGUGCGUGUAUGUACGUACGACGGCUACUGUGAUGCUAGUGUCAGUGUUGUGAUACAAAACAGUUCGCGAUCCACUCAACUCCAAACCAUGUGUCAACCUGUGAUCAUGUGUCAGUGGUCAUUAAACUCUUGUCAAUGAUGUGUCAAUAACUCUAAUCAUGUAGUCAACCCUUUGAUUGUGUAUUGACGACAGCACUAAUCGUGUCAACGGUUGACAAUUCUGAUCACAUGUCAACAACUCCAGUUAUGUUGACAGCACUAAUCAUGUGUCAAUUCUGUCGUUUGUUGUCAAUCCUGAUCUUGUGACGACAUCUCUGAUUCUGUGUCGACAUCUGACCAUGUGUCAACAUCUCUGAUCAUUUGUCGACAUCUCUGAUCCUGUGUCGAUAUCUGUGAUCAUGUGUCGACAUCUGUGAUCAAUGUGUCGAUAUCUGUGAUCAUGUGUCGACAUCUCUGAUCAUGUGUCGACAUCUCUGAUCAUGUGUCGACAUCACUGAUCAUGUGUCGACAUCCCAGAUCUUGUGUCGACAUCUCUGAUCAUAUGUUGAUAACUCUGACUAAAUGUUGCCUCUAAUGAUGAAUCAACUCCAUGAUAUGUCAAGCUGCCAGCCAUUCACCAUGGUGUUGUGUUGCUAUUCACAGGGCCAAGUCCUUACACUGCAUCUACCUACCAGGUGCUUUUGUCCUUAAAAGCAUUGAUCUUUAUUUGUAAUAUUAUUACAAUCAGUUUUACAACAUUUGAUCUUUUACAAACAAAAUAUGCCAGGCCUAAAGGUAACGACAUCAAUGGUUUUGACCACCUUUCACUAAAAUUUAUUUUUGCAGUAUGAACCGUGAGUGUGGUUACUAAUGUUGAACGGCAUUAAGGGUUUUUUACGAGUGUUUUGUCAGGUUCUUGGCGCCAAGUUCCAAGAAGGCAGCAAGACUGUUUUAAGUGCAUUUAACACUUUGAAAAGCCCAAACUAAAGAGUGAACUGCUAGUCAUAAGUAAAGUAUUUGUGUCGUACACCGACGUCUCAAACACAUGGUCAGUGCAGCGGUUGCAAGUCUUAUUUUGAAAAAUCGUUGCAUUAAUGUCAAAAUUUGUAUUUUCAUACAGUUUACAAGUAUGUCCAUAAUUAGACAUUAGAAAUUGUGUAAUCAAAUCUUUAUUAAUACAAUUUUUAGGAUGUCAAAUCUGAAUAGAAAGCUGACAUUUUUACUGUGAGUCUGUUAAAAAAAAAAAAAAAUAUGUAAAGGUCUAACCAUAUAUUACAUUUAGUACAACCAAUUUCUUUAGAAAUUUCAUGUUUGUAUUUUCCAGUCUGCACAAGACCAUUAAAGGUCAUCUGAUGAUUCUAUGCAAAAAACAUAUCAUGCCUUUUAGAAAAUACUUUUAUUUUGACUUUUUACAAAUGCUUUUCUACGAGUCGCCUUUGAACCGAGGCCUUGACCACACGCGAUGAGUGGAUCAGAUGGAACUUCGCGGAGUGCUCGCCACCUGCCAGUCACGUGGCCUGGCACCGUCUUAGUGCUUUCAUUGUAAAUAUUUUAAAUAAAAAGUCGGUAUAAUUUAUUUUGAACCACAAUGUUUGUAUAGUUGUGUAACUAUAAUGUGAAAGGUGUGUGCAGUUUUAUGAAUGUGUGUCAUGUCUGGUCUAUUGUUUUGUGCCCAACACUGUAAAUAUGUGAUUUGUGUGUGUGUGUGUGUGUGUGUGUGUGUGUGUGUGUGUUGGUCUGCUGUUGCUAUGGAAACAGGGUAAAACUGAAGAUAGUUUGGUGUACGGUUGUGUUAUAAGAAUGAGACGUUAUUGCCUGUCACCGAUUUCAGUUAGUGUUUUUUACUAAAAUUUAUGUUUCAUGUCAUCGAAAAUAACUAAAAAGUCCAGAAAGUCCAAAUGGUAUUUUUCUUCAAUUUAGAUAUAUGUAUAUCUUCUUUAAUCUGUAGAGAACAUCAUUGAUUGUACAAGAUUGAUGUUGACUAUCAAGGAUUUCAUCAAAAAUGUGUUUGUAUUUUGACCUGGCUCUCAUUGUAACAAUAUAAUUCUGUUGUAAUGGUUUAACUUAGAUGACAAUUGACUGUUUUUCCUUUCAUAAAUAUAAUGGCUGUAUACCUUUGGUGCCAAAAUACCAUGGCUGACUCAAGAUUAUUAAAAUAUAUUGUUUAAGCAUUUUUGUUUUUGCAUGUAAAUGUUAUUUUUAUCUUUAAAUUAUAAAAUGACAAUAUACAUGAAUCAUAUGUUUUAAAUUUUAUUUUUUAGCAUUUCAAUGACAUAUAAGAGCACAUGACAUUGAAGAUUUUAAUUUUUAAAUUAAAAUUUAAUUUUUAUGACAAAUAGCAUGACAGGAUAGAGAAAUUAUAAUUAGUGUGGUGUCUGUUAACGAGAUGUAUGGAUGUUAUUUUCACUGUGUACAGAUGUUUUCUCUAAUGUAUGUGUAACCAACGACAGGGUAAAUGACAUAACGUCAUAUUUUUAUGUACAGCUCAUAUGACAUGUAUAGGACUCACUGUUCAUAAAAAUAUUACUCUCAUUUUCAACUGUAUUUACCAGAUGGAUAACUUAAUGAUCACUUUUAUAGCACAUAGUUUGGAAAAUAAAAAGAUAUGUUGUGAUUUUCCAUACAUGUAUGUGAAACUGUUUAAAUGUUUUAUUGUUAUGUUUAUGUUCAUAAAGAAUUUUUUUUUUUUUGGAUUUUUUUAAAGUACCAAGUGAUAUUUAAAGCUUUUUACUAUGAGGAUUUAUAAAUGCACAACUUUCAGAUUGCAGUACGCUGUAUACUGUUACAAAAUACAAAAAAAAAUCUUAAAUGUAAAUGGAUAAACAAAGAAUCCUGCAAAAUAAUCUACCUGGGAAGCAAAACUAAUAAUUGUAUGAAAAUAAAUUAGAAGAUAUGGGGCAUGUUUAAUACCUAAUAGAAAAAAAUUCCUAAUUAAAAUCACCAGCAUUAAAAGUAAUCAUGUCUUUUUUUUUCUCUUUUUUUUCACAAAUUGCCUUUUUAUAAAAUGUUUAGGUUUUUUCCCCUCAAAAUAUUGUUAUCCUGACUUAGGGCAUGAAAACAAAUUAUUUCUUAUAUCAUAUUAGAUUUUUAAAAAUGUGUAUAGUUGAGACCAGUUUUGUUUUUAAGGAUCAAAGGGCUAAAAAUAAGUUGUUAGCUUGAACAAAAUUACUUAUAUUGGACUUGAUUGCCCACUCUUUAAUAUCAAGCAAACUGGAUACAAUUAGAGAGUUUACCAUAUUUGAGUCUUAAUCCAAACAAGAAAGAUAUAUAAGCACAAAUAUGGACUUGUUAGCAACAAAAAAUGUUGUGGGGUUUUUUGGUUUGUUUUUUAUAUACAUCAUAAAAUAUCAAAACAUUUUUAAAAAAUCAUUGUAAUAGGAGCUGCUAUCACAUAAGUUCCUAAAUUCAGUCUGUUCAAAACAUUUUUAAUUGAACUUUUAUUAUUUUUUGGUUCAUUCAAAAUACUUCAUCUAUCUACCUCAUUGUGAAUGUCAAAAUUGUUUUUAUUUACACAAAUCAGUGCUUUUUAAUUUUAGGAAGUUAGCAGAAUAAGGAAAAUCAUUGUCUUUUGUGUGUGUGUAUAUAUUGCAAUAUACUAAAUAAUUAGUUGGUUUUGAAAGUAUUGUUUUGUAGCAUAUAUACAAAAUUAUAUAGAAUUCAGUUGACUAUAGGGCUCGUGUCAGAAGACAGUAUAUGUAGAUAUUUUAAGUUGUGUAGCAAUGUUCUAAGUCUAGACUUUGCCUUCUUUCCAAUAAUUGUCCGAUGUGAAUGAUUACAAUUAUUUCUAAAUACUGGUUCAGAUUCUGGUCGUGGGCCAGUGCUUAUUAAACUUUAAGGUACUAAACCA